AUGCCGCCGGGCAUGCAGCCCCCAGCCAUGCCGCCGCCGAGCACGCCGCCGCCGGGCAUGGAGGUGCCGCGGCCACCCGCCGCGCCGCCCGGCGCGGGGCAGGGCCCGCCGAUGUCCGGCGGCGGGGAGGAGACGACGCUGGCAGAGGUUGGCAAGAGCGCCAAGGACUACCUCGACGUGCUGAUGCCCAUAGCGAUACCGAAGGCGGGCGACGACGCUCGGCCGGUGCCGAGAUCUGUGCAGUGCCUGGAGGACGGCACUGACCUCUUUAAGAUGUUCGACGCUGACAUGAACAGAUUCGAUCCGAAGGUUGUCAAGAAGAGCUACCACAAGAUGGCCGCGCUGGUGGACCCGGCCAAGCUCGGCAGAGAACCUUCGGAGGCCGAACAGGCGCGGUGGACGAAGCUGAAGCAGGCCUAUGCUGUCAUCAUGGACGAGCAGAUGCGCGCAGUGUACCGGCAGUAUUGCUUUGGCAUCAUGGGCUCAGGCGGCACGCCCGCCCUGGGGCACGACGAGGCGCUCGGCAAGGCGCUGGAGAUGGGGCGGGACCUGCGGAAGAUGGGCGAGGAGCGGGCCAUCGUGCUGCACAAGGCCGCCGAGACAGGCUGGUCGGUGCAGAUGAAGGACCAGGACGGCAGGAAUAAGGGCCCAGACGUGCGCAAGCACGGCUACCAGUUUAACUUGUUCGAGGAGGUGUCAUCCGACGACGGCGAGGACGUGACCCUGGAGCGCGAGCGCCGCAACAUGCCCGCGGACAAGAUCCUGGAGCUGAGCCCGAAGUUCGCGGACGCCUUCCUCGACAAGAUCAAGCCCAUCCUGCUGAGCAGGCACGUGUCCAAGGCUGCUGCUGGCGGGGCCUUUACCAUGCUGGACGAGCCGCGCUGCAAGGACCUGCUAGAGGAGAACCCCAAAGCCGUGCAGAAGAACCUGCGCAAGGUCAGGACUACCCUGAAGCAGAUGAAUUGGGCAAUGACCGCCCUGAUUCAAAACAAGGACAGCCCCUGGCGGGGCCUCGAGACGAAGGGGUCUCUGGCGGAGCACGGGACGGAGAAGAUGCUCGACAUCAUAAAGUCGGGUAUCGCCGUCGGAAAGUUCAGCGAGGUUCACGAGGAGGAGUUUGCCAAGCUCCUCGACAACCUCCACAGGCUUUAUAUGGAUAUCUUCGAGAAGCGUGGCCAGGAACUCUUGCGAUCCGCCAUCCAGGCAGAGCUGACCGUGGUCCACCUGCUCCCCGAGAGCGGCGGCCGCCUGCCCGACGGCACGAAGGUGAUCCUCCAGGAGCUCAAGUCCAGAGCGGAUCUCAACGGCAAGCGCGGCACCAUCAUGGGCUGGGACUACGCCUUGCAAAG
Molecule: messenger RNA, 1349 nt
Organism: Prorocentrum cordatum
Lineage: Eukaryota; Dinophyceae; Prorocentrales; Prorocentraceae
Source: the annotation of a GenBank genome assembly